Messenger RNA from Brenthis ino (lesser marbled fritillary), 1410 nucleotides. The record is from the annotation of a GenBank genome assembly. Lineage: Eukaryota; Metazoa; Arthropoda; Insecta; Lepidoptera; Nymphalidae.
AUGGCUGUAUCAACGUUGAACAUGACUCCGUACUUUACAGGAUAUUCAUUUCAAGGACAGGGUCGUAUGAAUCAACUGGGUGGCGUAUUCAUCAAUGGUCGCCCUCUACCUAACCAUAUUCGGCUAAAGAUUGUGGAGAUGGCGGCAGCGGGUGUACGACCUUGCGUUAUCUCACGCCAGCUUCGAGUCUCUCAUGGUUGCGUCUCCAAGAUCCUGAAUAGAUAUCAGGAAACUGGUUCAAUACGUCCGGGUGUAAUUGGAGGUUCAAAACCGAGAGUAGCUACGCCCGAAGUUGAAAACAGGAUAGAGGAGCUCAAGAGACAAAACCCAGGUAUAUUUUCCUGGGAAAUUAGAGAUAAAUUAAUAAAAGAAGGCAUUUGUGAUAAAAACACUGCACCAUCGGUCAGUUCAAUUUCGCGACUUAUAAGAGGAGGCAAAAGGGAUGACUCAGAUCCUAGAAGAAACCACAGUAUUGAUGGUAUUCUAGGCCCAUCAUCUUGUGAAGACUCUGAUACGGAAUCUGAACCUGGCAUAACCUUGAAACGUAAACAACGUAGAUCUAGAACUACCUUCUCUGGAGAUCAACUUGAGGCACUGGAGCGAGCUUUCACAAGAACGCAAUAUCCUGAUGUUUACACUCGUGAAGAAUUGGCACAGAAAACGAAGCUUACAGAGGCUAGAGUCCAGGUCUGGUUUUCAAACCGAAGAGCAAGGCUUCGUAAGCAAUUGAAUUCUCAACAGCUUAGUGCAUUUAACACUAUGUCCCUACAAUCUGCUUUUCCAUCUGUUCAUCAACAAUAUGAGCCUCCAUCUACUUUCAACGCCCAAUGUGCUUCUUGGCAGCAAUCGUAUUCUUCUGCAUUGGGCUCAAGUUCUGUCCUUAAUUCUGCUUUAGCACCUUCUCUACACCAAUCAGCGUUAUCGGCUCCAUCUGUAUGUCAAUCAGCAUUAGCAGCAUCUUCUUUACAUCCACCAACUUCAAGCUCGUUUUCAUCAGGAAACCUGACUCCACUCUCCCAUUCAUCAGAACUUCCCACACCUUUGCAAGCAUCAUCUGAUGCUACACCUCCAAGCACCAGUCCGACUGCGGCAAGUCCUUCUGCAAACCAGAGUAGUGCAAUCACUUAUCAGCAUCCAAGCUACACAAAUGGAACUGAGGUUUCUCAUCCGUAUGGAUAUGGCGACUAUGCAAAACAAGACCACAUGUCAGCCCAUAACCACUGGACAUCAAGACAACUGAGCGGUCACCCUCAAAAUAAAUUAGCUGAAGUCAGCGCCUGGUCAGAUAAUUACAGUUCAUUCUUCGGCACUAAUGCACAUUACGCAUCGCAUGCGCAUUCGCCCACUGAGGCGAAGUCUGGAUAUCCGUACCUUGGACAACUUGGUGGAAUGGACAUGGGAAGGGUUCAC